GGCCUCUAGCCCAACCAGCUGCCCGCUGAGGUCUGCCCCUUCUAGGGCGCCCUCUGGACCCCUCUCUGGCUCCCAGCUGCGCGGGUUCCCCCACCCUUUGAGGUGGUGUGGAGGGGCCACAGAAGCCGCCCUCGUGGGAGGUGCUGUCAGCAGCCCCGUCCUGCCGGCUCUCCCCUCCGCUUCCGCCCCGCCCAGCCUCCCCAGGACUUAUGCCCUGGGUCUGCCUGGCCUCUGGGGGUUUUCCUGGAGCCUGGGCUUUUUCUGGCAAACCUUGAGAUCGAGGCUCAUUGAUGUCAUCAGACGCCUUCAUGAGUGAGGCAAACCACACCUAUACGGGGCCUUCAGAGCUCCCCACAACAUCAGCUGUGGCCCCUGGACCAGGCACUGGAGGCCGGGCAUGGCCUGUGCUGGUAGGAGUUGUGCUGGGGGCUGUGGUCCUCUCUGUCAUCAUCGCACUUGCUGCCAAAUGUCACCUCUGCCGCCAAUACCGUGCCAGCUUCCAGCACCACCAGCUGUCCAGUACAGGGAGUGGGAACCACCCAGAGAUAGGUGAAGAGGAUGAUGAUGGCUUCAUUGAGGACAAUUACAUUCAGCCUGGGGCUGGCGAACUGGAGACGGAGGGGAGCAGGGACCACUUCUCUCUCUGAGCCCUAAUCUUUGGACACUCACCCUUGUCUCCUGACAGUAUAAGGAUGCAGGAUGCUAUACUUGAGCCUCAAACCUCAGGGACAAAGAUGGCUAGGGCAUAAAGGUUGAGCAGGGUGGAGCAGUCCCCCAUUACUGACACAUGCCACCAAAAUGAGCAUGAGUCUUUCUCGACUCAUAAUGCCCAGUGGUUUCCUCCUGUUCCCAGGAUUAACCUAACAAUCACAUGAACAUGGAAGAAAAGCCCUCUGUGAUCUUGUUGGCCUCCUAAGUUUCCUUUUUUUAUUUUGUUUUUUGGCCUUGACUUGCUGUUUGUUUUCCCCUCCCUCACCAUGUAGUUUGUGCUCCUCUUGUUUCCCGUACUGGGCUGUCUUGCCCAUCACUCAGCUGCCCUCUGCCAGUGAUGAAAGCUCCGCCAGCAGCCCCCAUUGCCUGCUUACCUGCUGCUCUUUUAUAUGUGUCUAGAUGACAGGGAGAAAUCAGUGCCAAGUUCUUGAAAUUACUUCUUAUCAGUAAAGUUCAUGAUCUGGUUAUAUUAUGUUUAUCAUAGAAAUUAAUAAAUCUAUUUUCAUUUUGAAUAAAAA
Cavia porcellus (domestic guinea pig) is the source of this 1229-nucleotide messenger RNA. RefSeq names its product chromosome unknown C1orf210 homolog (gene CUNH1orf210). The transcript has 3 exons. The coding region runs from base 291 to 647 and encodes 118 amino acids. Lineage: Eukaryota; Metazoa; Chordata; Mammalia; Rodentia; Caviidae. The record is from RefSeq and is a predicted model, not a curated record.